This is a messenger RNA of Prorocentrum cordatum, 567 nucleotides long. The record is from the annotation of a GenBank genome assembly. NCBI's taxonomy places the organism in Eukaryota, Dinophyceae, Prorocentrales, Prorocentraceae.
GGCUUCAUGGCCGCCCUGCCCAGCAGCCGCAUCGUGCGCUCCCUUGGGCCCUGGGGCUGGCCGGCUCCUCCGGCGGGGGCAUCUGGAUCAUCACGCUGAAGUGCGGCAGCCACUGCAGCACGUACGGGGAGCGCUCCUGCGCGGACGGCGAGGUGCUGGCCGUGCUGGAGGCUAACGACAACCAUUCGGAGGAGCAUACGGUGGCCGAGUUCAUCGAGUUCUGCGUGAGCGGCCGCGCGGACAAGUCCAGGGAGUGGGCAAGCAAGGGUGUGGGCAAGUACCUCGAGGGCGGGAAGGAGGCCGGCGGCCAGUUGGUCGACCAGCGCUUCUGCCCGCGGAUCGUGGAGGGCGAGCUGCACUACACCGUGGUCGUGGGCACGCUCGUCGGAAUCAUUCACGAGAAGCCGAAGGAGGGCGGCAUCUCCGCCGUGGGCGGGACGGGACUCGCGGUGAGCAGCCGCGGCAGCCCCCAGCUCCGCGACCGCAUUGCGAUGCGCCUCCACCGCCUGGGCCAGAGCAUCUCGGUGUCGGACCACUGCGGCGAGGCGGAUCUCCACUUCAUACGGG